AUGUACUUCUUCAAUGCAGAGAAGCAGGGGAGUUACUUUGAGGGAUGGACAAUGCGGCGGUUUGCGUUUGACACCAAGCGACGGCAUAUGUAUUACACAGAAUGUGAAAAGGGCGGCAAUCGCGAGAUGGAGAAUGGCCCGCUGUGGAAGAAGAAGUUUAAAGUCACUCGAUUUAUUCCCAUCGCGACUGUGCAUGAGUUUCACUUGGAUGAUCCACACUUAAAAGAGGCGGACUUCUUCACAAUGGAGAUUCACGGCAGAACACGUCGAUUGGGUGCAGAGGAACCUCCUAAAGAACCAUUACUUUCUCCCUCUACAGGACCUUCACCUUUUCCAUCUCAACAACAACAAUCUCAUCAAUCUCAACAACAGAAUCAGAAUGGAGAAAGAUCAGAGACAUUGGGAGAUCUCAGUGGAGUAGAGACGCGAGAUCCAUUUGAAUUAUGUGAAUUAUAUGAAGUAUUGCGAGAUGAGUUCACAGCGAUGCGGCGUGAGAAUAUGCUUCGUGCGGUAAACUCUUCUUCUUCUGUGGCCUCUCAGCGAUCGACUGGCAGUUCACCGGCGGUUGGGGGUUCUGCGAGUGUUGGCGUUGUUGGGAUUGGCGGUGCUCAUACCACCACAAGUCUCAGCAACACGUGGAAUGGAGAAUAUGAAGUCUCCACACUUACUUCUCCACGAUCCGCCUCUGCAAAGGAACGACACAUCACCGCUAUUUUACGUUGUCAAUCGGAAUAUGAUUUCCGUCGAUUGUGGUUUGUGCUGCAGACGGUAUUGGGAUAUGAUCGAUUGGAUGUACGGCCGUAUCGUGGACUCCCACCGUAUGAUCCUCGUAAUGGAAUUCCCUUUGCACAUGUUCCUAUGCAUCUCUGGCAUACGUUUCAUGUAUUGGAGAAGUCUGUUUUUUAUACAUUUCUGCGUGGAGAUCUUGUGGGUCGUGGCAGUGAUGGAAAUUUACAAGUUUCUCUCCCUGGUGCGUAUCUCUGCAUUACACAUGAUAUGUUAUUAGUGAUGCGGAGUAAUGGAUCUAUUCCACGUUGGGUGCGAUUGCAGGAUGUACAUACAUUUGAAUUUAAUACAGUUGCCCGUCGGCCAUUCUUUGCAUUCUUAACAGAUGAUCCCGCACCGGAUGUGUUAUUUAUUCCCAGUCCACCAUUAUUUGGUCCAACCGCUAUUGCGAAUUUCUCCGCUCAACAAAGUGUUCAUCAUGUGAAGUGUGUUUUACAAGAGACGUGUUUUCUCUCUGAGUUUAUUCGUCGAGCCAUUCGAUUUACAAAUGUAAAUUGGGCGGCCAGUGUGCGUGGAUAUUAUAAUACCAAGGAAAAAACUCGACACUUUAAAUUCACCCCACUGGAUGGUUUUGAUAAUUCCCUAAGUUGUUUAAUCCCUAAAGUCCAACUCGCAAAAGUAUGGCGAGAAGUUAUUCUCCAUCAACGAAGUCGAUCGAAUGAUGAUAUCGCCGCUAUUCCACUCGAAGGUGAGGCCGCAGCGGAAGUCAAUCCAGUCUUAUCUACACAACAACUGCACACCGUACGGCAGCAGAUGGGAAGACAACAGGCCCGCUCACAAGAUGAGAUCGUCGGCGUGCCGCUGGACGCAUUACUCACAAACCGCCGCGAACGCACCUCCGCCGCUCUGGAAACACCCGUCAUUCAAGCCGAGAAUGUGACUAUCCCCCAACAAGAUACAAGAGAGAAUCAAGAGAAGAAAGAGAAAGAAGAAGAAGAACAAGAAGAACAAGAAGAGAUUGUCUAUCAACAGCCGGGUGCCUGUUAUUUAAGUAGAGACGCAUCAUUGAUGGUUGUGCAGCCGAAUAUCACCGGCGCGGAGAAUCACUUUGGACCGGAGAGUCACGUGGUGGAACUUGUGAAUACAAGUCUAGUGGCUAUCGGGGGAGAGAGAAUGGAGAAGUAA
Messenger RNA from Trypanosoma theileri, 1911 nucleotides. RefSeq lists its product as uncharacterized. The transcript has a single exon. The coding region runs from base 1 to 1911 and encodes 636 amino acids. The record is from RefSeq and is a predicted model, not a curated record. Lineage: Eukaryota; Euglenozoa; Kinetoplastea; Trypanosomatida; Trypanosomatidae.